CUCACCGCCCGUUUCUUCAGCGGCCCGAGGGGAGGGGAGGGGAGCGGCCGGUCGGUCCCGCCGGCGGAGCCUUACGGGCAGGCCGAGGCUGACGGAAUGGCUUCAAGAAGUAUGGAACCUUGUUCCUGUGACACAUUUGUGGCACUGCCUCCAGACACAGUUGACAAUAGAAUUAUUUUUGGAAAAAAUUCAGAUAGACCUAAUGACGAAGUACAAGAAAUCGUUUAUUUCCCUGCAGCAACGCACAAUCCUGAAGAAAAACUUGAGUGCACUUACAUAGAAAUUGAACAAGUGGCAAACACAUCUGCUGUUGUUCUAAGUCGCCCAUCUUGGUUAUGGGGUGCAGAAAUGGGGGCCAAUGAACAUGGAGUUUGCAUUGGGAACGAAGCUGUCUGGGGAAAAGAAGAAGUCUCUGAUGAAGAAGCACUACUGGGCAUGGAUCUUGUCAGGCUUGGACUUGAAAGAGGUGACACAGCUGAAAAAGCACUUGACAUCAUUGUUGAUUUGCUAGAAAAAUAUGGACAGGGUGGAAACUGUUUGGAGAGUGGCCUGCUGUUCAGCUAUCACAACAGUUUUUUAAUAGCUGAUAGGAAGGAAGCCUGGAUUCUGGAAACUGCAGGAAAGUACUGGGCAGCAGAGAGAAUAAAAGAGGGCUGUCGCAACAUUUCCAAUCAGCUCUCUAUAGCAAGCAAGAUUGAUCGAGAACACCCAGGAAUGAGAAACUAUGCAAGAAGCCAAGGUUGGUGGGAUGGUAAAACGGAAUUUAAUUUUGCUGCCAUGUACUCCUAUGCCAACACUGCCAGGAUGACUACUUCAGGCAACAGAUACUGGGAGGGCCACAAAAUGCUGAAUAAACACAAAGGAGCUAUCACUUCUGAAACAAUGAUGAAGAUUCUUCGAGAUAAAGAAAGCGGCAUUAAUAUGGAGGGAGGAUUUCUUACCACUGGAAGCAUGGUGUCCAUAUUACCUCAGGAUCCUGCCCUCCCUUGUAUUCAUUUCUUCACAGGAACUCCUGAUCCUGACAGGUCUGUUUUCAAGCCUUUCAUUUUUGUGCCAAAUAUUACUCAGCUGCGAGGAAGUAGCUCACCAACAUUUGGCCCCAAUGAUCCAGUGAAAAAGCCAUGUUUUCAGUCUAAACCAGAUAGAAGACACCAGCUAUACCAAAACCAUGAACGUGCAGUAAUGGUGAUAGAAACACAAAAGGAGAAAGGGAGAAAGAUCCUGAAAGAGCAGAGGACCCUGGAGAAAGAGAAACUCAAGGAGAUGGAAUUAGUUCUUCAACACAAACCUCUUCCUGGUGACCAAGCUAAGAAUCUGUUUUCUCAUUGUGUACAAAAGGAAAUAGAAAUAUAUAAAUCAAAUGUACAGUUAGAAUAAUGUUCCCUGGUCAGAAUUCUUAAAGGCAGAGUCCAGAGCAUGUUUUAGCUUUUUCACAAAAUUUGGGUGAAUGAAAUUUAAUGUAGAUUCCCCCCAAUUGGCUUUUUGUUUAAAUUGGAACAAUCCAUCAGUGGUAUUUAUUGAAGUGGUAGAUAUGUUCCCUGCCCACAAGGAGCUUACAUUCUACAGGGACAGAAAAUAUAAAUUGUGGAGAUAUACAUAGGUGAUCAUCAAGAAAUAUUUUUUGGCUGGGUCAUUGUACAAUAAUUAUAAUAAUACUUUAAGCACCUUUUUUUCCAAUUAGUUGAGAACGCUAGCUUUCAAAUAGCCAGGUUCAUUUUUUUCAUGGAAAAAUGUAGUAGUCUCAUUUGUAAUGCAGUUUGAUUAAGUAAACUAUCUUUAGCAUAGGCAUGUAAAGUCUUUCAGUGAGUCACUGGAGUUUAAGGCAGCCCUUUUACAUUGAUUUUUAAAUUACCAGAGUUAACAUUGUUCUGGUUGGUUGUGCUCAACCACUAGAACUAAGACAAAUGUUAAACCCUGAGCAUUCUGCUCCAGGAUUUUUUUUUAAAUAAUUUUGUAACAACUUUUUCACAGUUCUUGGUGUAAGUACCACUGCCAGGUAGGAGAAUGACUUUCUUCCCAAUUCAUUUUUGGUGAUGAAGAGGCAUGAUACAAGGUGAUUCUGUACCUGAGUAGCUCUUUCAGUUCAAAUUUCUUUGUUCAUUGGUAGGUAGAGAGCUGCUUCACUGUCCUUUUCUUUGUGGGACUUGCAUGUCAUGAUUAGUCUAUAUAAAUAAUUUAGUCAUUUGGGAAAAAAAAAUAACCUAUCCACAGCACUUAGGGCAGAAAGGCUAUGUAAAAUUGUAUUUAAGACUUCAGAUGAGAAAUAUAUCUUUCAGCUAAUUAAAAUCUAAUUGUUACAAAAAUCUA
This is a messenger RNA of Ornithorhynchus anatinus (platypus), 2307 nucleotides long. RefSeq names its product secernin 3 (gene SCRN3). Gene Ontology annotation, molecular function: cysteine-type exopeptidase activity; dipeptidase activity. NCBI's taxonomy places the organism in Eukaryota, Metazoa, Chordata, Mammalia, Monotremata, Ornithorhynchidae. The transcript is spliced from 8 exons. The record is from RefSeq and is a predicted model, not a curated record. Bases 97 to 1377 code for a protein of 426 amino acids. Gene Ontology annotation, biological process: proteolysis.